CGUCUCUCAUCUCUGUCCGUUCCGACACCGAUCGCAAUGCUCCUCUGUUCGGCCGCAAAGGGCCUGGCUCGCUCUGCAGUCAAUCCCAUCGUGCCAAUCGUCGGUUUCCGAAGCAUCUCACGCAUUGCAGCUGCUUGGCCACAUGACACUGGAUCGACAGCCCGAUUUGCUCGGCCGACGCAGGCGCCAUCGCCUGUGGGCCGAUUGCCCAUGAUCCGAUCUCGUGCUCAGUCGACUACUUCAGAGCCGGGCUCGGAGAGUGGUACCAACAACAUGCGCAACCGGCGGCGCAUAAAUAUUGAAGAUCUGUACGCAAGUAUGAAAUCUACGACCGCGGCGGGUCCGACCGGCAUGGAUCCGUUGAAAGCCAGAAGGCGGAUCACUGCCAUCCUGCGCGAGCCAGGAGAGAUCGACGACGCAACAUACGAUCGGCUCUGGACUCUCUACUUUCGAGUGGAUCGAUCACAGAUCUUUGUCCUCUGGAACAACUUUUAUCGGGAGAUGGGCCGGCUCUUUGCAAUCACAUAUGAGCGACUUCGUGCCGUCGAAAGCGACCGCCUCCGUGCAGGUCUGGUUGCAAAGGACCGAGGGCCCAACCUGCUCAAGCGCUUGGUGUUCGACAUGAAGCGGCAAUCCAAACUCCCCACUCUGAAGCAGCUGGCUCAGUUCGUGGAGAUACAAUGCCGCUACAGCGAUCCGCCCCCAGAUGAUGCCGCAUCGAUCAAGGUCAUCAAUUCCUUUCCGGCCGUCAAUGCACUGGCAUAUAAUGCCAUGGUGCUCUAUUACAGCCCGACGGAUCUUUUCUCUGCCCGAUCAUGGUUUGAGCAUGCUCUGCAGCUGUCGCGCCACAACAGCGAGACAUUCUUAUCCAUGGCCCAAGGGUAUCUCUUCCAUGACAACCUCGACGCGGCCCUCAUUGUGGAGAAGGAUGCCGCGGCAAGGGGAUACCCCAUUGAUGAUGCCUGGCGAUACAAAGUGCUCCUGUACCUUCGACAGCAUGGCAAAUUCAACAUCGCCCAGUCGUAUGUCGACCAUCACGCCGCCAACAACCCCGAUGCACGCACACCCAAGCUUACCUGCACUCUGAUCGAGACUGCAAUCAAAUCCGGUGACAACGCCGCGGCGCAGAAGCUCCUGGAUGCGCUUUCUGAAUCACAGCUCCGGGAGCAUCUGCCUCUGUUUUCUGAACCCGAAGUGUUGUCGACACUAUAUCUUUUGCGUCACCACGAGGAUGUACUUUCGUUUGCCAUACAGCGCUACACCGCACCUACUCCAGACAAUCGGUUUUCUGUUGGUGUUUUUAACUCAAGAGAACACAUCGAUAUCCUCAAGGCCUGCGCCUCGCUCAUGUCCUCGAAAACUGAUCUCACUGGCCUCCACAUCCCCGAACACCUUUCCAUGGCGCUCAGCUAUAUGAAGGUGCUCUUCGAACACAAUCCAAAUUCCAAAGACGGCGUUACCCUCAUGGGGCUCUUUGGCAAGGUUGCCCUUCAAGUGGACCAAGUUGGACUAUUCAGUGAGGCGCUCGAAUGGUCCCAGUCCUUCACCUGGAGCGAGGAUCGAGUCGUCACCAGCAAGCUAAUCGAGAGCAUGCUUGAUCACUACAAGUUAUUGAUCCUCACGAACAGGCUCGAUCCAGAAACCGAGACCCGAACGAUGGCUCUGCUCGCAGGCUCUAAAUGGCAUGCCCAAGACGUUUAUAUGUCGUAUUGCAUGGCACUGCGGGCACAUCUCCAGAAGCGCACCGUGGACGAGACUCUCAAGUUCAUAAGACAAUGCACUCCCUUUGGCCUGCUUCCUGCCCACUUUGAUAGCAGCGUUUUGAUCGACAAGCUGCUGAAAGCGAAUCGGAUCAACGAUGCAACUUGGUUAUUUGAAUGCAUCAACAAAUCCGAUCCCGCAGCUCCAUCGAGCGACUACAUUACGUCCAGAGCCACCCCAUCCUGGUGGAUCUGCAAACUCUUUAUCCGCUACCACUACCAGAAAAAGGAGCUGGAAGCAGCGUGGAAGUACUUCAAGUUCAUGUGGGAUGCUGGUGACCUCAAUCGAAGUGAUCCCCAAGGGGUAAACGUCGCCGUUGAGCAUUUCACCAACACCAACAACCUCGAGGGCCUCAAGCACCUUUCCGUGAUGGUCAUGGAGCUGCCCGACGCCUCCAACAACUUCUUGAUGCUGUCGAGUUUGAUGAAGGGCUUGCUGGCGCUGGACGACUACAAGUCCGCCAUGACCGUCAAGGCUUUGAUGGUCAAGAACAAGAUGCCGCUCAAUAUUGUCACGUACACCCUCGAGCUGCACUACUCGCUGCAGAAGCGCAAAUGGGAGAGCGUCGAUCACCUACUCGAGGAGAUGAAGAGCCGCGGCAUCCAGCUGGAUGCCCAGAGCUUGACGGUGCUUAUGAAUGCGGCCACCAAAGACGGAAACGAGGGCGAGUUGCUCAAGUUGUUCUACUCGCUCCGAGCUUCGGGUGCUCACAAGGACCCCUAUGUGUACUACGCAUUGAUCAAGCACUUUAGCAUAUCCAACGACUACACAUCCUGCCUGAUGCACUACUCUGAAUUUCGGGAGCUGCUCCCCCAGGUCGAGCCAUCGGCACAGAUCCUCCAGCUGAUGGGUAUGGCAGCGGCCAAGGUUGGCAAGUGGGCCGAGUGCGACAUGUGGAUUGCCAAGGUGACGCAAGUGUAUCCCAAGUACCUCGGAACUCUCUAUCGCGAGCUGGCGCUGGCCUCUCUGUUUGGCGGCACCGUCGAGAAGUACUACGAGUUCAAGCGCAAGUGGGGCAGCUUGGGUGCGCCCAUGUCGAAGCUCUUCUACGAGCGAUCGUGUCUCGCAUUUUCGGACCUGGGGUUGUCAGCGCAUAUCGAGCAAACGAUUCGCGAGCUCCAGCAACGCGGCAUAUCGCCAUCGGUGUCGAUUAUCUGCUACCUGAUCCGCAGCUACGGCGUCUCCGGAGACGAGGACGGCGUCGAGCGCUGGUUCGGUGUGCUGAAAGAGCGUUCGCUGGGCUUUCAGCCGCAACAUUCGUACAUCAAGGCCCUCAUUUCCCUCAAGAAAGUGGACAAAGCGACAGAAUACUUCAACGCAAACAUCAGGCCCGGAGAAUGGAGCCCGACCGAUUUCUCGACGCUCUUCCAUGUCGUUUUUGAAGGAUGCAUCAAAUCGGACGACCACCGUAUGGAACGAGCCACACUCGAAAAGUUCCUGUUUGACACCGCUGCGAGCGAGCCCAAGAUCCUUGAGCUCGACAGCGUCUGGACCACGCUCAUGUGGUAUCAUCAGAAAAUAGGCAACCCGGGCAUGUCGCAGCUCAUCUGGGAAGGCAUCUCGGCGACGGAUGAUCAGACACUGCGCGUGUACGAAAGACUGGAUGGCAAUCGCAUCCCCAUUCCCAAGGUCUACCUUUCCGAGGCAGCCUUUUGCUUCGCACUCGACUGUUUUGGGCUUGGCGGAGACAUCGAAGGCCUCCGAGCCCUGUGGAACUCGCUGUCCAACGCGCGCAUCUGCGCAAACACCUUCACGAGCUACAUUGAAGGUCUUUUGCGGAACCGCCAGUUCAAGGAGGCCCUCAGCGAGAUCAAGUCGCGCUACUACGCCAGCGAUGCGCCCGAGCAGCCCCCAUCAUACCGGAUCCAGCCCAACACAAAGACGUUCGUGCGACUAAUCCAAAUGACGACGACCUUUUGCCAGCCGGAAGACAUCGAGGAAGCCUGGGCUUUUGUUCGCUCGACAAACAGACUCGAAGAGGUCCAAUAUGCCCUCAAGUCGGCACUGAUGGAAAGGUCACAGCCCCCUGGUGGAUUCCGAUCGAGCUGAGGUCCUCGAUGGGCAGAAGUUGAUUGAUUUCACGGGAUCGGCAAGAGCUGCCGAGUGCAGCGGUUUCGAAUAUCACGCUG
Messenger RNA from Polychytrium aggregatum, 3890 nucleotides. RefSeq lists its product as uncharacterized. Gene Ontology annotation, molecular function: protein binding. Lineage: Eukaryota; Fungi; Chytridiomycota; Chytridiomycetes; Polychytriales. The transcript is spliced from 2 exons. Bases 37 to 3810 code for a protein of 1257 amino acids. The record is from RefSeq and is a predicted model, not a curated record.